Cordyceps fumosorosea ARSEF 2679 is the source of this 951-nucleotide messenger RNA. RefSeq lists its product as hypothetical. The transcript has a single exon. Lineage: Eukaryota; Fungi; Ascomycota; Sordariomycetes; Hypocreales; Cordycipitaceae. The record is from RefSeq and is a predicted model, not a curated record. Bases 1 to 951 code for a protein of 316 amino acids.
AUGGUGGCCAUCCGAUCAACUACUCUGUUCGUUUUCGUCGGCUCGGUAUGGUCCUGGGAUACGUCCAAGGAUAUAACCUCUGCACAGCAGGUCCAGAGUCGUGUCGAUGACUUGCAGCGCGCUCUCGAUAUCCAUGUCAACAAGGAGAAUCCACCCUAUCAGUUUGCCGACAUCACCAACGAGCCCGUCUGCCCUUCCAUGAUCACGAGCUGCAAGACCGUGUACUUUCGGAAUGUGAGCUGGUUGGAAAGCAUCGGAAAUGCGACUAUUCGUGCAACCGCCAAUGUCGACGCCGACCUUGAAACCAGACACGAUGGCGGCACGCACAUGGCCGACAAGGUCACUACCAAGACAUCGACGAUGCUUACAAGUACCACCACAAAGGGAUGGAAGGUUGGAUUGAAGCUAUCCCCAGCCACAUCCAUCUUGGGUCUGAACGGCGAUGUCUCGGGCGAGUACAACGAGCAGUAUGCCGAGGCCAAGGCAACCACUGUCGAGCGUUCAGUGGAGAAGUCCUGCCCGCCAAAUAUGCGCUGCACCAUUCAGACAAUUACAUACGAGGCCAAAAUGCCUGGAAACUGCUUUGUCUAUCCCAUCAUUGACUGUGGUGGUGGAUAUGAUGCCUGCGGAACCUUCUCGACGACCCCCAUUGCCGAGAAGUACCCCGUCACCGACAUCCUCGACACCUUCUUCGGGCCUUGCGCGCAGUUCUCCGACUUUGGCAACAAGGAAUGCCAGAGAGACUUGACCAAGACAACUCCAUGCGAGAUCACGGUGCCUAUUCUUGAUAAUGCGGGCAAGCCAUAUUCGCACAUGAUCACGACUCAGGAGAAGCUUCAAAAUGUCGCUGCCCGUGACACCAAGAAGAGUCUUGUGGGCCUUCAGGAAGAUCCCAAGGACGCUGGACAGCCGCCGGUAGAUCUAGUUGUUGAGUUCGUUGACGAUAUCUGA